Messenger RNA from Syzygium oleosum, 860 nucleotides. RefSeq names its product CASP-like protein 1D1. The record is from RefSeq and is a predicted model, not a curated record. Lineage: Eukaryota; Viridiplantae; Streptophyta; Magnoliopsida; Myrtales; Myrtaceae. The transcript is spliced from 3 exons. Bases 107 to 715 code for a protein of 202 amino acids.
AAUAUGAAGAAUCGACUCGUUCCCACUUCUCCGUGUGCAUAAUAGACCACGCAACUCUUUGCGGCCAUAACCACAUACUCGAGCCCAACUUGCACCUAGAGCAUCCAUGUCGACCGAAGAGAAAAAAGCCGACCCCGAGGCAGCGCCGCCGUCGAAAGAGGAGGCCCUACCUCCGCCCGCGGGUCCUCCAGACGCAGCGAGCUUGUUCACGGCGGACGUGGCUCUUCGAGGGUUGCUGUUCGCUUCCACGCUGGCUGCGCUCUUGGUCAUGGUCACGAGCAAGCAAACGAAAGUAGUUUUCGAUCCAAGAGUAUCACGCCUAGUGGCAGCUGAGGCUAAGUUCGAUAACUCUCCUGCUUUCACAUACUUUGUAGUGGCGCUCUCGGUGACUUGCCUCUACAGCAUCGUCACAGCACUUGCAUCCAUCUCAGUCAUCUUGAAGCCAGUCUUCUCAGCCAGCUUCCUCCUCUUCUUUGUGCUCUGGGAUGUGGUGAUGCUGGGAUUAGUGGCCUCAGCAACAGGCACAGCAGGAGGGGUUGGAUACAUAGGGCUGAAGGGGAACAGCCAUGUGGAUUGGAAAAAGGUUUGCAAUGUCUAUGACAAGUUCUGUCAGCACCUUGCAGCCUCCAUUGCAAUCUCACUCCUUGCUGCUUUUGUUCUCAUCCUCCUCAUCACCCUCUCCAUCUUCUCUCUGCACAAGAAGAUCCCAAAAUAGAAAGUGUGACUUUGGCUCGGCUAUUCGUGAUCCCCCUGUGAAGAUGUUGUCUAUGUUUUGUACCUCUAGUACAGGUAGAUAGAUCAUAGACGUGUUUUGCUUGUGAAUAAAAUAUGUAUCAUCUGUCCUCUUUAUUGUCACUGCA